Leptosomus discolor (cuckoo roller) is the source of this 221-nucleotide messenger RNA. The record is from RefSeq and is a predicted model, not a curated record. NCBI's taxonomy places the organism in Eukaryota, Metazoa, Chordata, Aves, Leptosomiformes, Leptosomidae.
CCCCAGCACCUCCAGCACCACCAGCAGCACCAGCGGCACCUUGAACUUGAGUCAGCACCUGGUGCAGCGGAGCGUGGUCCUCUUCGUCGUGGGCGCUUUCAUGGCGCUGGUGCUGAACUUGCUGCAGGUGCAGAGAAACGUGACGCUGUUCCCCGACGAGGUGAUCUCCACGCUCUUCUCCUCCGCCUGGUGGGUGCCCCCGUGCUGCGGGACGGCAGCAG